This is a messenger RNA of Xyrichtys novacula (pearly razorfish), 330 nucleotides long. The record is from the annotation of a GenBank genome assembly. NCBI's taxonomy places the organism in Eukaryota, Metazoa, Chordata, Actinopteri, Labriformes, Labridae.
AUGGAGCGGGAGAUCGACAGGCGGAUCAGAGCGGCGUCAGCAGUGAUGCGGACGUUUAACCGAUCAGUGGUGGUGAAGAAAGAGCUGAGCCGUAAGGAGAGACUCUGGAUUUACCGGUCGAUCUACGUGCCGAUCCUCACCUAUGGUCAUGAACUUUGGGUAAUGACCGAAAGAACAAGAUCGCAGAUACAAGCGGCUGAAAUGGGUUUCCUCCUCAGGGUGUCCGGGCUCAGCCUUAGAGAUAGGGUAAGGAGCUCGGACACUCGGGAGGAGCUCAGAGGAGAACCGCUGCUCAUCUGGUUAGGACGCCUUCUGGACGCCUCCCGUUAG